AUGACGAACAACGUGGCCGACCACCACCCCGGGAACUCGGUUGCUGAAGGCAACCAUGAGGGGGACUUUGGUUGCUCCAUGGUGGAGCUCAGGAACCUGAUGGAGCUGAGGAGCGCCGAGGCGGUCGCCCGGCUCAAUGACUCCUAUGGUGGCGUGCAGAACGUCUGCAAGAGGUUGAAGACGUCGCCGGUUGAAGGCCUGUCUGGGAACCCGACGGACCUGGAGAAGAGGCGGCAGGUCUUCGGCCAGAACUUCAUCCCUCCCAAAAAAGCCAAGACGUUCCUGCAGUUAGUGUGGGAGGCGCUGCAGGACGUCACACUGAUCAUCUUGGAAAUCGCAGCCAUAAUCUCCCUGGGCCUGUCCUUCUACCACCCGCCGGGUGGUGACAAUGAACUGUGCGGGCAGUCGACGGGCGGCGUGGAGGACGAGGGCGAGUCGCAGGCCGGCUGGAUCGAGGGGGCGGCUAUCUUGUUCUCGGUGAUCAUCGUGGUGCUGGUGACCGCUUUCAAUGACUGGAGCAAGGAGAAGCAGUUCCGGGGCCUCCAGAGCCGCAUCGAGCAGGAGCAGAAGUUCACGGUCAUCCGCAAGGGCCAGGUGAUCCAGAUCCCGGUGGCCGAGAUCGUGGUGGGAGACAUCGCGCAGAUCAAGUACGGUGAUCUCCUGCCAGCAGACGGGAUCCUGAUCCAAGGCAAUGACCUGAAGAUAGAUGAGAGCUCCCUGACCGGGGAGUCAGACCAAGUCAAGAAAUCGCUGGAUAAAGACCCCAUGCUGCUGUCGGGUACCCACGUGAUGGAGGGCUCCGGCAGGAUGGUGGUGACUGCCGUGGGGAUCAACUCCCAGACAGGAAUCAUCUUCACUCUCUUGGGUGCGGGAGAAGGAGAUGAGGAAAAGAAGGUGAAGAAAGGUAAAAAAACCGGAGCCCCCGAAAAUCGCAACAAAGCUAAAACUCAGGAUGGUGUGGCCUUAGAGAUCCAGCCCCUGAAGAGCCAGGAAGGGGUGGAAAACGAGGAGAAGGAGAAGAAGAAGGUGAAGGUGCCCAAGAAGGAGAAGUCGGUGCUGCAAGGGAAGCUCACGCGCCUGGCGGUCCAGAUCGGGAAGGCGGGGCUGAUCAUGUCGGCCAUCACGGUUAUCAUCUUGGUGCUGUACUUCGUCAUCGACACGUUCGGGGUGCAGGGGCGGCCCUGGCUGGCGGAGUGCACCCCCAUUUACAUCCAGUACUUCGUCAAGUUCUUCAUCAUCGGCGUCACCGUGCUGGUGGUGGCCGUGCCUGAAGGGCUCCCGCUGGCCGUCACCAUCUCCCUGGCCUACUCUGUGAAGAAAAUGAUGAAGGACAACAACCUCGUGAGACACUUGGAUGCGUGCGAGACCAUGGGCAACGCCACCGCCAUCUGCUCGGACAAGACGGGCACCCUCACCAUGAACCGCAUGACCGUGGUGCAGGCCUACGUGGGGGACACCCACUACCGCCAGAUCCCCGACCCCGAAGCCAUCCUGCCCAAGAUCCUGGACCUCAUAGUCAACGGUGUUGCCAUCAACUCGGCCUACACGUCCAAGAUCCUGCCACCCGAGAAGGAAGGGGGGCUACCCCGGCAAGUGGGGAACAAGACCGAGUGCGCCCUGCUGGGUUUCGUGCUGGACCUGAAGCAGGAUUACCAGGCUGUGCGCAACGAGGUGCCGGAGGAGAAGCUCUACAAGGUCUACACCUUCAACUCGGUGCGCAAGUCCAUGAGCACGGUGCUGAAGAACGGCAACGGCGGCUUCCGCAUGUACAGCAAGGGAGCCUCCGAGAUCAUCCUCCGCAAGUGCACCAAGAUCCUGGACAAGAACGGCGACCCCCGGGUGUUCAAGGUGAAGGACCGGGAUGAGAUGGUGAAGAAGGUGAUCGAGCCCAUGGCGUGCCAUGGCCUGCGGACCAUCUGCCUGGCCUUCCGCGACUUCCCCGGCGACGCCGAGCCGGACUGGGACAGCGAGAACGAGAUCCUGUCUGACCUGACCUGCAUCGCUGUGGUGGGGAUAGAGGACCCCGUGCGGCCAGAGGUGCCAGACGCCAUCCUGAAGUGCCAGCGUGCGGGCAUCACCGUCCGGAUGGUGACAGGGGACAACAUCAACACCGCCCGUGCCAUUGCCACCAAAUGUGGCAUCCUGCUGCCCGGGGAGGACUUCUUGUGCCUGGAGGGGAAGGAGUUCAACCGGCUCAUCCGCAACGAGAAGGGAGAGGUGGAGCAGGAGCAGCUGGACAAGAUCUGGCCCAAGCUGCGUGUGCUGGCGCGCUCCUCCCCGACGGAUAAGCACACCCUUGUGAAAGGCAUCAUCGACAGCACCGUUGGUGACCAGAGGCAGGUGGUGGCCGUGACCGGGGACGGGACCAACGAUGGCCCGGCUCUGAAGAAAGCGGACGUUGGCUUUGCCAUGGGCAUCGCGGGCACGGACGUGGCGAAGGAGGCUUCGGACAUCAUCCUGACGGACGACAACUUCACCAGCAUCGUCAAGGCGGUGAUGUGGGGCCGCAACGUCUACGACAGCAUCUCCAAGUUCCUGCAGUUCCAGCUGACCGUGAACGUGGUGGCCGUCAUCGUGGCCUUCACGGGCGCCUGCAUCACGCAGGACUCUCCCCUGAAGGCCGUCCAGAUGCUGUGGGUCAACCUGAUCAUGGACACCUUCGCCUCCUUAGCCCUGGCCACUGAGCCCCCGUCCGAGUCCCUGCUGCUAAGCAAGCCGUAACGCCGCACGCUCAUCUCCCGCACCAUGAUGAAGAACAUCCUGGGCCACGCCGUGUACCAGCUCACCAUCAUUUUCACGCUGCUUUUUGCCGGGGAGAAGUUCUUUGACAUCGACAGCGGCCGGAACGCCCCCCUGCACUCGCCCCCCACCGAGCACUACACCAUCGUCUUCAACACCUUUGUCAUGAUGCAGCUGUUCAACGAGAUCAACGCCCGCAAGAUCCACGGGGAGAGGAACGUCUUCGAGUCCAUCUACCGCAACCCCAUCUUCUGCACCGUGGUGCUGGGGACGUUUGCAGCUCAGAUCAUCAUCGUGGAGUUCGGUGGGAAGCCGUUCAGCUGCUCUGGGCUCACCCUGAGCCAGUGGUUCUGGUGUAUUUUUAUCGGAGUGGGAGAGCUCCUCUGGGGCCAGCUGAUCUGCACGGUCCCAACCAGCCACCUCAAGUUCCUGAAGGAGGCCGGGCACGGCAUCACCAAGGAGGAGAUCCCAGAGGAGGAGCUGCCUGAAGACGUGGAUGAGAUCGACCACGCCGAAAUGGAGCUGCGGCGCGGGCAGAUCCUGUGGUUCCGGGGUCUCAACAGGAUACAGACGCAGAUCAAAGUGGUGAAUGCGUUCCGUAGCUCCUUGUACGAAGGCCUCGAGAAACCCGAAUCCAGAAGCUCCAUCCAUAACUUCAUGACUCACCCAGAGUUCAUCCUGGAGGAAGACGAGCCUCGAACACCAUUCCUUGACGGCGCCGAAGAUGACCCCGAGACCGACGGACUCAAAAAGCGAGGUGGGGGUAGCCUGGGUGGAUCUGCAUCCCUCAACAGAAAUAACAAUGCAGUGGACAGCGAUCGAGCUGAGGUCACCGUCCCGGAGCCCGAAAGCCCCUUACACAGCUUGGAGACAUCGGUUUGA
This is a messenger RNA of Mesitornis unicolor (brown roatelo), 3621 nucleotides long. RefSeq names its product plasma membrane calcium-transporting ATPase 1-like. The transcript is spliced from 20 exons. The record is from RefSeq and is a predicted model, not a curated record. NCBI's taxonomy places the organism in Eukaryota, Metazoa, Chordata, Aves, Mesitornithiformes, Mesitornithidae. Gene Ontology annotation, cellular component: intracellular membrane-bounded organelle; membrane. Gene Ontology annotation, biological process: calcium ion transmembrane transport; regulation of cytosolic calcium ion concentration. Gene Ontology annotation, molecular function: ATP hydrolysis activity; P-type calcium transporter activity; ATP binding.